This is a messenger RNA of Girardinichthys multiradiatus, 5367 nucleotides long. RefSeq names its product oocyte zinc finger protein XlCOF6-like. Gene Ontology annotation, cellular component: nucleus. Lineage: Eukaryota; Metazoa; Chordata; Actinopteri; Cyprinodontiformes; Goodeidae. The transcript is spliced from 3 exons. The record is from RefSeq and is a predicted model, not a curated record. Bases 348 to 2555 code for a protein of 735 amino acids.
ACUCGCCUAGUGAAACGUUUCUACUGUGACGGUUUUUAGCGGCUCUUUAUUAUUUAUGCAACAUUUAUUUUCAGUGUUUAUAAGACGAGAUGUUUCAACGCUGUUUAUAUGCACGAAAUAGCGCGUAGAUCAGUGUUAUUGUUGUAAGGCUGCUGUUACAGUUGUUAUCAACACGAACGAAAACAAGCAGGAAACUGGAACGCUACAACUCGGAAAUGACGUAAGUUCCGACGUCCCAGUUCCGACUUCCGAGGUUCCGCAGCAUUUAUCCUUUGUUCCCUGUUCGUCAGCAGCCCAGAAGCGGGAGUGUUGAUAAAGCUGUAAGAGAGCUGCAGCAGCAGCAGUUGAUGAACUCUGGAAAGAAGUCCAGCAGCUUGAGGAACAUCUGGUCAAAGAAACUGGAGGGAAGCAGGAGCUCAAACAGCGGCAGGACGCAGCAGAGGAAGAGACACCAGAUGAUGGAUGAUGUUUUCCAGCCCAGAUUAGUGCUGCCAGCAGAUGUUAAAGAAGAGGCUCCUGAAGAACAGAGUCCUGAUGUGGAUCAGCAGGAGCCAGAGCCCCUCCAGAUAAAGGAGGAACAGGAGGAACUCUGGACCAGUCAGGAAGGAGAGCAGCUUACUGUGAAGGAGGAGACUGAUACCAGGUUUCCAUUAACUGCAGCUCCUAUCAAGAAUGUUAAAGAAGAGGCUCCUGAAGAACAGAGUCCUGAUAUGGACCAGCAGGAGCUGGAGCUCCUCCACAUAAAGGAGGAAAAUGAAAGAAUCUGGGCCAGCCAGGAUGAAGAACAACUGAAUGUGAAGAAGGAGACUGAUGAUACCAUGUUUCCAUUAACUGUUGUUCAUAUGAAGAGUGAAGAGAAUGAAGAGAAACCUCUGUUCUCUCAGCUUCAUCAACACCAGACAGAAGACAGAGAUCUUCCAAGCAGCAUCUCAACUGACCAGAUAAAAGUAGAAAUUAAAGUAGAGGACUGUGGAACAUCAGUAUCCAGCAGGAACCCAGAUCUAAAUACUCAGGGAGGCUCUUCCAACUAUUCUGAAACUGAAGACAGUGAGGAUGAUGAAGAGGAUGAUGAUGUGAAGCAUCAUGAAUCUGAGCUUAAACGCUUGUCAGACUCUGAAACUGAAGACAGUGAAGAUGAUGAAGAGGAUGAUGAUGUGAAGCAUCAUGAAUCUGAGCUUAAACGCUUGUCAGACUCUGAAACUGAAGACAGUGAAGAUGAUGAAGAGGAUGAUGAUGUGAAGCAUCAUGAAUCUGAGCUUAAAUGCUUAUCAGACUCUGAAACUGAAGACAGUGAGGAUGAUUGGAAGGAGAGCAGGACUCCAGGAUCAGGCAGAAACACUGUCAACAAAUCUUUGAGCUGCUCUGAGUGUGGAGGAAAAUUUGCUAACAGAUGCUCUCUUCAGAGUCACAUGACAUGUCAUCCAAGAUUAAUGUCUUCAGAUUGUUCUGGUAGUGAGACGUGUUUCAGAGAAAAGAAAAACAUAGAUUCACUGACGAAGUUUCAGACGGGUAGUAAAAAUUUUAACUGUGGUGAGUGUGGUAAAAGUUUUAACUUGAAACGAGAUCUCAAAAGGCACACAAAAGUCCACACAGGAGACAAACCUUUCAUUUGUGAUCCAUGUGGAAAAAGAUUUGCCUUCAAGUCACAUUUAAACAACCACAUGAGAAUCCACACAGGAGACAAACAUUUAAUUUGUGAUGCAUGUGGAAAAAGAUUUUCCUCCAAGUCAUAUUUAAACAAACACAUGAGAAUCCACACAGGAGACAAACCUUUUAGUUGUGAUGCAUGUGGAAAAAGAUUUUCCUCCAAGUCAUAUUUAAACACACACAUGAGAAACCACACAGGAGACAAACCUUUUAGUUGUGAUACAUGUGGAAAAAGAUGUGUCUCCAAGUCAUAUUUAAACACACACAUGAGAAACCACACAGGAGACAAACCUUUUAGUUGUGAUACAUGUGGAAAAAGAUGUGUCACCAAGUCACAAUUAAACACACACAUGAGAAUUCACACAGGAGACAAACCUUUUAGUUGUGAUACAUGUGGAAAAAGAUUUGCCUGCAAGUCAGAUUUAAACAAACACAUGAGAAUUCACACAGGAGAUCAACCUUUUAGUUGUGACACAUGUGGAAAAAGAUUUAUCUCCAAGUCAUAUUUAAACAGACACAUGAGAAUUCACACAGGAGACAAACCUUUUAGUUGUGAUGCAUGUGGAAAAAGAUUUGCCCACAAGUCACAUUUAAACACACACAUGAGAAUCCACACAGGAGAUCAACCUUUUAGUUGUGAUACAUGUGGAAAAAGAUUUGUCUUCAAGUCACAGUUAAACAGACACAUGAGUACCCACACAGGAGACAAACCUUUUAGUUGUGAUGCAUGUGGAAAAAGAUUUGUCUCCAAGUUUCAUUUAAACAAACACAUGAGAAUUCACACAGGAGACAAACCUUUUAGUUGUGAUACUUGUGGGAAAAGAUUUGUCUUCAAUUCAUCUUUAAACAUACACAUGAGAACCCACACAGGAGACAAACCUUUUAGUUGUGAUGCAUGUGGAAAAUGAUUUAUCACCAAGUCACUAUUAAACACGCACAUGAGAAUUCACACUGCAAAUAAACCCUUUGGUUAAGAUCUUUGUGUGGACUGUUUUGGCUUCAAGUCACAAUAGAACAAACGCAAGAAUCCAAACUGGAGAGAAACCUUUUGGUUGUGAUGAAUGUGGUAAAAACUUCACCUUCAAGUGAAAUCUAAACCAGGAUGAUAGAAUUAAGAGAAAAAACAAACCCAUUGCUAGUUAUGUUUGCCAGGGCCACCAUUCAGCCUAGGGUUUUAACAGAUUUAAAUGAGUGUUUCAUUGCACAUAGGUUGGUUUUAUGGAUUACAGACUUUUUAACAGGUAGAGUCCAGCAGGUUCAACGCUCUCUGACAAAACAAUUACCAGCACAAGCUCUCCUCAGGGAUGUGUUUUAUCUUCAUUGUUAUUCACCUUGUACACAAACUCCUGCAAAAGCACUUUCCCUAAUAGACAUUUAAUUAAAUAUGCUGACGACAUGGCCCUUUUAGACCACAAAGGAGAGGAGCAUGGACUAGCAUGGCCUUUUCACUAAUUGGUGCCAAAAAUUCAAGUUGUUAUUUACUUCAGGAAGCUUCAGUCAUUCUCCCCAACCAUCAUCGAUGGAGAUCAAAUUGAGACUAAUGCUAGAAGUACCUGGGCAUGGUUCUGGACUGCCAUCUAAGGUGAGACUCAUGGGCUGACAGGGCAACGUAACGCCCUUAGAAUGUCCUUGACUUCUGUUCAUCAGAACAGUCCACUUAAGAGGCAGUGUCUUGUUAAAGAAAAUUAGUUUAGGAUAAAACAACCUAAAUAUUGUUAAUUUUAUUGUGUUUAGCUUUUGUUUGUGGUGGUAUGAGGCUACCUGAUGAAGCUAAUCUGAACAGGCCUCUAAGCCUUAAGGCUAGUUUUAUUUGUUCUGUGUUUUAAAGUUGAAACAAACAUUAUUUUAAUGAGAUGUUUUAAACUGUGAUUGUCCAGUAAUGGGAUUUUGCUCCAUUUUAUCUGUGUUUUUGUUUAAUCGCUUUGAACUAACCUGCUAAAAAUGUGUUCCAGUACUGUUUAAAACAUGCUAAAGGUUGUCUUUGCUAGCGGCUAACAGGCUAAUAGCCUUGUUUAUAAACAUGGUAUACAGCUUUGUUUACAACAGAGCUUGUCUCAUUCGCUCCGUAAUCGUUGGAUAACGCACCAUCAAUGCUUGUAUACACAUUAAUAUUUGUAUUGUAUGGUAUUUAAAAUAACGUAUACAAUUAUUGAAUAAGCUAUUUUCUUUGUCUUAGCAGCUGGUGACCUAGAUGUGAAUCACCACAUCUCUCUAUCCGUCCAUUGGCGGUUCGCCCCCUGGCGUCUUCAAAUAAAGUUUCUCACUUCCAUUUUAAGUGGUAAUAACUCUGUUCAACCAUGUGCUGAAGAAUAGUUACAUACCAUUGAAAAUCAAUUGUCCCAAAAGGUUAUAGAUUUCUAAUUUGGGAAAUUAUUCUUUUGAAAAUUAUUUUAUUAAAAUAAUGUAUUACUUACCUUCUGUUUUGUGUUGUGACUGGUUGUUUGAACAUAUACCAGUUGUUGCCCUUAAUUACUUUUAAAACUAAUUUGACCUCAUUUCCAGAUUCCUCAAAAUAAAUCCUGGUUCUUAAACCUAAAUAUCAACACUGAACUAUGACAUCAUUGCAUCAAUUUUAUUGGUCCCCUUUUAUCUUUUAUUUGUAUAUAGUUUCAUUAGUUUCUGUAUUCCUUUAUUUUGUUUGGUAGUUUUAGUUGAAUAGUUGUAGUCUAGUAUUUUUUAAUUGACAUAUUUUAACUUAGUUGUUUUUUUUGUUAAAUUCUUACAUUUUGAAGAGAAGGUGCAGUGAAUUGAUUCCAUAUGUAUGCAGAGUUUGCUGUUCAGUAAUGCCAGUGCUCGAUUCACUCUUUCAUCUAUUGUUCUAAUAUAUCAAUAUUCAGCUGUAUUCACAGGACAAUACUUGAUAAGCUGGUUAUUUAAUUAAAUAUAAAAUAACAUCAGUAUAUUAUUGCACAACAUUUGUUAACCAUGCAGUUAUAUCAAAACAUUCUGUUAGCUUUAGCUGUAAUAAAUUUCAUAUCAUCAGUGUCUGUUUACAGCAAUCUGUGAUGAAACAUGAAGCAAAUCCUUUAUUCAAUGUAAUAUUUGACCCGUUUACUCCAUUUAAUUUAUGUUGCUGCUCUGUGUUGGAUGUCUUUCAGACUUGUUUUAUGAUUAUCUGUGAAUAUCCCAAGCUUUCCUCAGUAAAGAUUAUAAUACAGUUUUAAAGUGAAAGUUUAUUGUUCAAAACGAGGGUUUUAAUCCAACCAGAAGCUGUCUUUUCCCUUAUUUCGCCUCAGAAGCAACAAAACACCGAACUCCACUUUGACAAACUUCUUUAAAACUGUUAAAGUUGCACCUCUACAUGGAGUUUGUAUUAAGUCUAUAAAAGUCACAAAUGGCAGAUGUGGCACGAUUAUUGGUUAUAGUUUAUAGAGCUCUCUUUACCCUACCUGCUUCAUAAAUGACAAAGCUCUGCCAUGAAGUCGUACCUUUUCAUUAAUAAUAUGUAAAGACUGUUGGUUAGUAGCUGAAAAAAAAAUCACUGUACCUUAUUUUUCAGUUUUUAACUUUUUGUCCUAUUUUUUACUUUAAUUAUGGUUGUUUUAUAUUUUCUUAGCAAAUUAGUCUUCCUUUAAAAUAAAUUGUUUUAAUGUUUCCUGGCUCCUUUAUUAAUUAGUCUUACUGCAGUAUCUUUGUGUUUAUGUCUUGGUUUUAAAAGGAGCUAUAAAAGCAAGGUUGAAUUGAAUUAUGCUGAAGAUCAAUAAAUUGUAUAUGAAUGAA